CCACUGGGUGCAUGACCAAGAAAAUUAGUGCAGUCUUGCAGGGAUUUGGUGCAGUUUUCCAGAGAAAAAUGGCGAAGCCUGUUGGAGAACCUGAAGUGGAUCUGAUUGAUCCAGAGGAAUCAUGUAUCACUGAAACUGAUCUGGUUUCUCUUCCUGAACCUAAACUGGAUCCGGUUGAUCCAGAGGAAUCCUGUGUCAGCCCAAAAGAAAAUACCAACGUGAUGAAGAUUAAGAAAGUCCAUGGCUUCGUCAUGACCAAGAGAACGGAAUAUGCUACAGUGAGGAACACAAAGAAAAUCAGUACUUUCCUCCAGAACGACAGACCAAAGCAUGUUGGAGUCUCAGCAUGGCCAGAGCCUGACCGGAGCGCUCCUGAGCCAGAACCUGAAGAGGAUCUAGAUGAUCCUCCUGAAAAUGAUUGGGAUCUGGCUGCUCCGGAGGAAUCCUGUGCACCGGGUGCAAGCUUUCCUGAGCCGGAAUCUAAAGUGGCAUCCGAGCUUUCAAUGUUGGAAGACUACGUCCCUCUAAACGUUUUCCAAUUGGAGGAUUGUUUGAAGAAAUUCACACCGCUCAAACAAAGACAUGUGACUAACGUCUGGCCCAGGGUCUUCAUCGGAGAUGAAGAGAUAGCAACCGACCGAGACGCGCUGCCGGAGAUGUGCAUCACUCACAUCCUCAUUGCUGCAGCCCCAAAGAAGCAACUUAAGUACUUUUUGGGAAGAUUUAAUGAUGAAGACAUACAAGGAUCGGUCAAUACAGGGUCCAGAUAUUACAGAGGGUUGCACAUCAAUUAUUACAGCUUGCCUACAGCAGACAGACGCUGUUCUGACAUCAGCAAGUACUUCAUGCCAGCUGCACAAUUCAUUGACAAGGCCCUGGAUAAACGAGCGAGUAAGGUGCUGAUUUGCUGCAAGCAGGGCGUGGAGCACUCGGUGACUUUUCUGGCGUAUCUGAUGAUCUGUCAUGACAUGAUGGUGGAGGAGGCCAUCGAUCACGUCAUAAAGUCGAGACGCAUCUGGCUCUCCAGAGACGUCCUGAAGAAGCUGAUGCUUCUCAAUGCUGACCUUGUGCAGCAGAGACAGCUAAAGCUGCGGGACAUGAAAACAGGCAGAAAGAGGAACAAUUGACAGCUAAAAAAAGAAGAGCACAGAUAUAAAUAAAAUGUGCACAGAUAAAAAACAGCAAGUCUCUAAGAAAAUCCAUAAAUAUAGGGCACAGCUCUGUAUAAAUUUGAAGGAAUUAAUUUUUUAACCCAUAUUUAUUUUUUACCAGUGUUUUUAACCCGUAUUUUGAAUUUUGCAUUUUAUUGCGUUGUGUUUCAGGGUUAAUGGAAAUUAACAGCGAAUAAUUAAUAGAUAAUGUCCUGGUAA
Cyprinus carpio (common carp) is the source of this 1370-nucleotide messenger RNA. RefSeq names its product dual specificity phosphatase 29-like. The transcript has 4 exons. Gene Ontology annotation, cellular component: cytoplasm. The record is from RefSeq and is a predicted model, not a curated record. The coding region runs from base 12 to 1127 and encodes 371 amino acids. Gene Ontology annotation, molecular function: protein tyrosine/serine/threonine phosphatase activity; MAP kinase phosphatase activity. Lineage: Eukaryota; Metazoa; Chordata; Actinopteri; Cypriniformes; Cyprinidae. Gene Ontology annotation, biological process: protein dephosphorylation; negative regulation of MAPK cascade.